This is a messenger RNA of Drosophila innubila, 1160 nucleotides long. RefSeq lists its product as uncharacterized. The coding region runs from base 1 to 798 and encodes 265 amino acids. The record is from RefSeq and is a predicted model, not a curated record. NCBI's taxonomy places the organism in Eukaryota, Metazoa, Arthropoda, Insecta, Diptera, Drosophilidae. The transcript has 4 exons.
AUGUUGCAGCGUCGCUUGGAAAAUCAGAAACAGCGGAGAAUACGUCGCCAGCAGCUGGAGAGGAUCGGCAUCAGUCGAAAAGCGAACUAUUUGCCUGGUGUGUUAAUUGUGCUGUUGGUGUUGCUGCAGAGUUUCGAGCUGCACAUGUGUCGGCAAUUGAUGCGACGCAGCGGCAAUUCAUUGCUCAAGGAUACGAGCGAGAACAGCCAGAGGAUGGAGGAGUUAGCCAGGAGCGAAAAGCGUACCGUUGCAGAGACAAGCGUUGGCCAGCCGGAGGAGAUUUUUAGUGCGCCUAACGAUGCCGCUGACAUGAGCUAUGAUGAGUACCCGAUGGUUGUACCAAAACGAGCUGCUUUGUUGUUGGAUCGUCUAAUGGUUGCACUGCAUCAUGCGUUGGAGAACGAACGGGAAGGUCACCGCAUUGGAGACUUCUAUGCCAAUAAAAACAUGAUACAAUUAAAGCCAAUCGACUACAAGAAUGGAAUUGAGCAGCUGCAGCCCAACAGUUUUCAUAUGUAUAGCGAUGACGAUCCAGGCGCUGGAUUGUUGGAUUAUGAUUUUAAAGAUUUAAAUCAAAUAAAUCGCGCGACUGGCGAAACAUUAAUGGCAAAGAGCUUUCAGAGAAGAGCCGGCGGCGUUGGCACUACUGUGCUGGGUAACAUGGAGGCGGCAACUUCGACGCCCGGAUCAACGGCUGCAGCUGGAGCUGGUCCUGGUGGCAGGCGCGUCCAUCACGUUGUCAAUGGAGGUGGUCGCAUGUAUUGGCGCUGUUAUUUCAAUGCCGUCAGUUGUUUCUAAGUCAACACAAAACUAAAAACAAAGCCAACUAAAACAGAAGUAAAAGACAAUUUUCAAUAAUUUUUUUGGCUCCAGGUUCGGCUCCAGCUUUUGAUAAUCCGAAUAAUUAAAUAAAACACGAAAAUAGAAAAGCACUUUACGUUUCCUUGGCCUGCUAUGAAAGUUGUUCGUGUAAUUAACUGAAAUCAUCCGUAAACAUGAAUUGUAAACUGCAAACUGUAUUUGAAUUUUGUAAAUGUAUAGAUGUAUCUAAGUACGAAUAUCUCUUGCCAUUGACUUAUAAACUUGUAACACUUAUUCCUGUGUAUAUCGAUACAGCUGUGCUAGUUUGUGCACUGCCUAAUAAAUAAACUAGACAUCUA